CACUACUAAGCACUAAACACGGCACAAUUUUUGUGACAAAAUAACAACUGUAGUAGGGGAAAAAUGAGCAGGAGUUGUACCAUCGUGUGUUUCUUUGCCACUUUUUACUGGGUCAGUUGUGACAUGGUUGAGAUUUUUCGAGACGAUUUCAACAGCGACGUUCUGAACGAUGCCUGGUGGCACAAGUACCCGCCCGGAGAGGUUGGAGGAGAUUAUUUAGAGCCGGACAAUCUGCGGCUGCGAAACGGUCAACUGGUGCUGGGCACGGGCAGCCUGCACAACGGUUCGAUAAUCCGACCGACGGGGACGCGGAUCAGCACGGGAGGAAAGUUCAACUUCACCUACGGAGAACUGAUCCUACGAGCCAAAUAUCCGGUUCCCAGCAAUCGCAAUGCUAAAGUCUGGAUCUUGUUGGCCCCGUGCAAAGACACUCCACAGCACAACUGCACCGAUGAAGAACUGCUGCCUGUAGCUGAAUUAGACAGCACGUCCACGGCCACUCAUCACCUCAAGAGCGUCGUCUUGUAUCCGGAUGCCGCCGGUAACGAGACCCGCACUGAGCAUCAUUUCUUUACUGAUGCGGAUCUGUCCACUGGUUACCAUCUCUUCAAGCUGGUGUGGACGCGCGAUUUCCUGGGCUGGUUCGUCGACGACACGAUGGUCUCCAAUGACACCGUGCCCGGACUGUCCAUGUGGCCGCGGCUGUUCAUAGUGAUCGCACUGAUGAACGAAGCGCAGUAUUCCCAGCCGGAUUUUCCUUAUAAGGAAAGCGAGGCGCCCUACCAAGAAUUACUGGUGGACUACGUGUCGGUCCUACAAUACACCAACGCCACUCGAUCAGACACCGGUUUUGCUGCAAAAGUGCUUUUAUGCAGCAUCAUUCCCGUGACCUUUAUCGCGUUAGCUGUUGCUUUCGUGUGGUUUCUUGGGAAGCGAAAGCGAGCGAAGCACGGGAACAUGGAGAAGGUCAAUCUGGCCAAUGGCUUGCACAUGAUGCUCAGCGGAUUAGCCAGUCCUCCGCUUUCUGAUACACAUGCAAAUACUGUGCAGUUGAACUCGGCGCAGCGCACUGGAUGUUUGGAAAUUCCCUUGGCCAGAGUGCAAUUAGAUACAGAUAGAAUUCUAAAUGAGAGCGUGAUUUGCGUUGUGCGAAAGGGGUUUGUCCAAGACCUGAACGGGGAGCGCAGUCUGACGGCUGUGGCGGCAAAAAGUUCAAAAGCCGCUCCUAAAUCAAGCCAACGUCGGCAACUGGAUGAAGAAGCGGAGAUUAUGACAGUCACCGGCCAACACAUGAAUAUAAUUCCUCUUUUAGGAGUUGUCCGCAAAGGCGAUCUGCUGUUGUUGUAUGAAUUCGCUGAAUUGGGGACGCUUUCCAGUUACCUGAAAGAUCAUCACGGUGUCUGGUUCUACAACCACGUCGAUCUGACCGGGGAACUGUUACCCUUUAACCAAGAAACGGCUGACGAACGGCAGCAGGCUGCACUCCGCAUUCCACCGGGAGAAGGUCAGGAGGGAUUCGAUCGGCUGCUCCUGUCCACGCGCAUUCUGCUACGCUUCGCUCAGCAUAUCGCGCAAGGCCUGGAAUAUCUCCACGCUCGCUCCAUCAUCCACCGCGAUUUAUCGGCAGAUAAUAUCUUGAUUUGCAACGGACAAGUGGCGAAAAUUGCCGGAUUCGGAAUGGCAAAGCAUGCGACGGAGUAUGUUGCACUUAAUGCGCAGGAAGCGCUGCGCACUCGUUGGAUGGCUCCAGAAUCGAUUAGUGAGGGGCGGUAUUCGGCAAACUCGGAUGUGUGGUCAGUGGGCGUGGUCAUGUGGGAAAUAUUUAGCCUGAGUAGGCUCCCGUACGGCGAUGUGGAAGCAGUUCAGCCUGACGAGUCCGCUUUGUGGGCAUUCCUGAAAAAUGGAUUGCGUUUGGAUAGACCGGCAGGUUGUCCUGGUUUUAUGUACGCUUUAAUGCGUGACUGUUGGAUGUGGGUGCCGGAUGAACGGACAAACGCUGCUUGUCUGUCUGCGGAGCUGCGGAGUGUCAGUGACAACUUUGCGGACCAGGCGUACCUUCGUCUCGACUACUGGAACGCACGGGCCGCUGAUGCCUCGGAUACAGGUUGAACAGGAUUUGGCGGGAACCCCGUGACCUUGUAUCUACGAUUCGGGAAUAACGUUUUCUACUUCGUUGCUCAGAUACGCUUCUUUAGUACCUUUUAGAGCACCGGCACUCUUUCGUAAAUUUCGUUCAAAACAAAACUGCCAUUUGCCAUAAACUGAUGGAGAAUUUUGGUAGAAUAAGCAACUGCAGUUCAGUACACAUUUUAUUCCGGUACGCUAAA
This is a messenger RNA of Paramacrobiotus metropolitanus, 2327 nucleotides long. Its product is annotated as receptor-like tyrosine-protein kinase kin-16. NCBI's taxonomy places the organism in Eukaryota, Metazoa, Tardigrada, Eutardigrada, Parachela, Macrobiotidae. Gene Ontology annotation, biological process: multicellular organism development; carbohydrate metabolic process; positive regulation of kinase activity. Gene Ontology annotation, molecular function: ATP binding; hydrolase activity, hydrolyzing O-glycosyl compounds; transmembrane receptor protein tyrosine kinase activity. Gene Ontology annotation, cellular component: signaling receptor complex. The coding region runs from base 64 to 2109 and encodes 681 amino acids. The transcript has 7 exons. The record is from RefSeq and is a predicted model, not a curated record.